Messenger RNA from Acipenser ruthenus (sterlet), 4173 nucleotides. Its product is annotated as E3 ubiquitin-protein ligase RNF167. The record is from RefSeq and is a predicted model, not a curated record. Gene Ontology annotation, cellular component: nucleoplasm; cytoplasm. Gene Ontology annotation, molecular function: ubiquitin protein ligase activity. The transcript is spliced from 11 exons. Lineage: Eukaryota; Metazoa; Chordata; Actinopteri; Acipenseriformes; Acipenseridae. Gene Ontology annotation, biological process: positive regulation of DNA-templated transcription; protein ubiquitination; ubiquitin-dependent protein catabolic process. The coding region runs from base 526 to 1659 and encodes 377 amino acids.
UAUAUAUAUAUAUAUAUAUAUAUAUAUCACAGAAAACUCCACAUAUCUGAAACGACUUGCCUGCUUCGUCCGAAAAAAAACAAGCGUGACGCCCGAUAUCCUUGCUUUUCCUCCCCAAGUCGGCGAAAGGGUUAACGGUGGGAAAACAACGCGAGGCCCGGGACCUGCGCGACUCCAUCUUGGCCCUCACACACAAACAGUAAACACAAGAAACCGAGAGACGAGAGCGGCGGGUACUUACCAUAAUAGAAAACAAGGAAGCUGCCAAAAACCAGCCAAACCCGUUUUAACACGACAGGAGGCGAUUAAAACAAACACCGCUGUUAAUAUCUUCGUUAUCCCUAAUUGGAGUCGAGCAGCGAAAGAGACGAAAGGGGUUUUUAAAUACAGUUUGGCCUGAAAGACGACCCAGGCAGACCAGCCUCCCGGAGUUUGUUUGCGUUGUUGAUCAACUAACUACAGACCCAGUCGAAUGACAAGCACACAGACUCUACUGCACAGUGUCUGCAUUCGAGGUCAGUGAAGAUGCUUGGGAUGACGCCCCUGUCGCUGGCUCCCCUUCUCCUCUUGAUGCCCUCUCUGCUGGGACAGCUGCCCUCGGCAGGAGCCUUCAUUUACGCAGUAUCCAAUAUCAACACUACCAUGAUGUUCGAUGACCUGCCUGCGCUUUUUGGUAACCAGCUUCCUAAAGAUGGGUUAAAGGGUUUUCUGGUUGAUGCCCGUCCUGCCAACGCCUGCACCCCUAUCGAGGGUCCCCCUGCCAGCAGCAACGGUAGCAAGUUCAUCGUCCUUAUCCAGAGGUACGACUGCAACUUUGACAUCAAGGUCCUGCACGCCCAGCAGGCUGGGUACAGCGCUGCCAUCGUUCACAACGUCAACUCCAACAGGCUGCUCAACAUGGGCUACAAUGACGAGGAGACUGUGCGUCAGAUCGAGAUCCCCUCCCUCUUCAUAGGAGCCACAGCGUCGGAGUCCCUGCAUGAGUUUUACAUGUACGAUAAGGGCGGUCACCUGCUCCUGCUCCCGGACUUCUCCUUCCCGCUGGGAUUCUACCUCAUCCCCUUCACCGGAGUGGUGGGAAUAGUCGUCAUAGUCAUGUUCACUAUCAUGAUCGUGCGCUGUGUGCAGUACCGGAAAAGAAUCCGGAGAAACAGACUGACCAAGAGCCAGCUGAAGAAGAUCCCUGUCCACAAAUACAAGAAAGGUGACGAGUAUGACGUGUGCGCUAUCUGCCUGGAUGAGUAUGAAGAAGGGGACAAGCUGAGAAUCCUGCCCUGCUCCCAUGCCUAUCACUGUAAGUGCGUGGACCCGUGGCUCACCCAGACCAAGAAGACCUGCCCCGUGUGCAAGCAGCGAGUGAUCCGCGCCGCGGAGGACUCCGAGUCCGAUUCGGGAUCCGAGGGGGGCGAGUCGGAGCGCACCCCACUGCUGGGGCCCCCCUCCCCGGCCAGCACAGCCCGGGCGCAGGGCCAGGACUUCGGGUCGAUGGGCGAGUCGGCGAGCCUGGCACCCCCGGAGGAGAGCUACUACACCUUGGAGAACGAGGCGCGGGAUUCGGAGUCGGAGGGGAGUCUCAGCGAGGCCCCCCUGCUCCCCGAGGAGCAGCCCACCGUGCAGACACACCCUGACUCUGCAGCCACAAGGCUGGUCCACGUCUAGAUCUUGUCUUUCUUUUUAUAAAGAAUCGCUGUCAUCCUGGUUUUGAGCACUACUACUACUACAACUACCACUACUUGCAGGGUCAAUUUCUGCUUUUCAAUUUCCUUUUUUAAAAUCAAUUCCCAUUCCCCUUUGAGUCGAUCCCAAUACGUCGCUGAUCAGCAUGGCAAUGCGCAGUUUUCCGUGAAAAAGUAGCUUCUCGAAACAGUGGGCAACGCAAAAGACUUUUAAACCGAAGUCUUCUGUUUCGUUAGGCAGUGAAACCGUCUUCAAAUGGAAGCAUUUGAACAGCAUUUGGAAGCGUUCUUGCGUCUCUGAAAUUAUCAGUUCCUUCAGCGGAAUUGGGAAUUGACUUUUAAAAAGGAAUUCAAAAACAGGAAUUGACCUCAGAUCAGAUUACUAAUACUAAAACAAAGGCAAGUGUGAGUGGUGGUGGUGGUGUUAUUAUUAGCAUUAUUAUUAUUAUUAUUAUUGGCAUUAUUAUUACUGAGAUUCUGUUUUGUUUUUUGUCUUUUUUCAGUAAGUUUAAAAACCAUCAAACCAAGGAUGGAAAUCAGACUCUCGCUGCACAGCAGUUUGAUCCAUUCCUGAUUUUACUAUGAUUUUUUUAAUAAGACGCACCUGAGCUUGUUGCCUAGACACACUGUGGCUAACCAAGCUGGUAGUAAAACCUGGACCGGGUGAAACUGCUGCGCAACAGGAGUCUUAUUCCCAUCCCUGCACAGAACAACCGCGAGAAAGUCUAUACGUUUUUAUUCUGUGAUCUUUUCUGUAGAGAAUUUUUUUUUUUGUUUAAGGUUGUUUGAAAAUCAAUUAAUUUUCUUCUUAGAUUAAUGGACGGUUGAGAGGCACCUGUUUUUGCCACAGCUUCGUGCGUAGGGAGAAUUUAAGUUAAUAAAUACAAUAAGGUGGGUCUUGGGGCGCACCAUUCUGCGUUUUUAAAGGGUGCUUUUAUCAAACGUAAUGUUUCCUGUGUUUUUUGGGGGGUGCGGAACUGAACAGUAAUCUGUUUUGAGGGACCUUUUUCAUCUCCAUGUCCUAGAAUUGUUUAUUUUCACAAAAUACUGAAAUGAAUCACUUUUUUAGAGAACGUCUUUAUUUUUGACUCAUUGAGACGCCCUGAAGCUUGUUAACUGUGCGAUGGCUUGAAGGCGCUUUGCAGCUUCUCCAUUAAGUGCUGUUGCCUUCUUCCGAAGCUGCUUUGUAAGUUUUUUGAAGCAUUUUGUAACUGGCGUCGUCGACCUGCUGUUUUAAUUCUCUCUUCAACUAUAUCGUUAUGAUAACGUGCGCUAGUUUUACUAACCGCAAAAGCUGCGUCUAAAUACAGCUGUUAUGAAUUCUGCAGACGCAGCCCCUUCAGAUGCUUUUAUGACGCCUCGAUAUCAAUUAAGAAACUGAAGCCUAAAAAUUGUGUUUUCCCCGUCCCCGCAGCGGUGAUAGAGCAGCUCCGUUUUCUGUGCGUUGAGCUUGAAAUUUCACAGCUCUGAUUUACGGGAACACGUCUGACUGGACUGUCCUCAAAACAGGACGCUGGGAAUAUAUGCUGUAAACCUACCUGCCUGUCAUUUUACACUUUUUUCUAAAAGUUUGAAAACUUCUAGAAUGGCCACGUACUGAUUUUAGAUUACUUAAAUUCAGGUCGCGUUGUGAUUUUUACGAAGAAAUUCAAAAGAAACGGGCGUCUAUCAUGCCUGACGCUGUCCGAUUUGGCUUCGGAUAGCUGCCCCCCCCUCUCGAUCACAGCCGGUCAGAAACUGCAAGUGGUGAGUCCUGCUGUAUAAUGAACAGGUUUCGCUGCCUCCCGAUCACCUCCAGUCAAAUCCGUUACUCUAAAAAGCGAUUUGGUUUAACGCAGUGUUUUGUGAACCCCUGAUAGACUCCCAAAAGGAGCUGGGCUCUCUCAAUCCUUCUGAUCCAGGGCUGUCCAGUCAAUCCCGAUCCUGGAGGAUUAUUCCACUCCAGGUUUUAACAGCUACAGUGAGAUCAUGAACUCGGUCUGGGUGGAGGUGUGAUUUGGUUCACGAUUUCGAACAGGGUUGGAACAAAGACCAGGAGAGGAAGGGCCAGCUUUGCCCUGCUCUGCAUAGUCCCCAACUCUCUCUCGUCUUGUACCCCAGUUUUCCCUGGAUCUCAAAAGCCCCUUAACAAUGUAACGCUUUCCUUCAGCUGAAUUGUAUAUAAGAUGUAUUUAGCCUGUGCCAUAAAACAUCUACUACACUAAUGUAUACCGUUUCUAUUGAGCCAUUUAUCACCCUUCUGCGGUGGGGAUUGUGUUGUGAUUUUGUCUUUAGACGCUUGUCCUUUUUUUGUGUUUCUCAAACAAACCACCACGUAUGUUAAACUGUCUCCUGCUAUCGUUUCCUGUGCUUUAGGUUACAGUGAGUGUGACCUACAGCACAGGAACUGAUGCAGUGCCAGGAAUCAACAGCCACUGUGCAAAAUAACAAGAAUUACAAAGUGAUGUAAUCUGGGUCAAUUUUGAAUGUAAAAUAAAGAAUCAACGUUAUCUUUGAA